Molecule: messenger RNA, 2299 nt
Organism: Cryptomeria japonica (Japanese cedar)
Lineage: Eukaryota; Viridiplantae; Streptophyta; Pinopsida; Cupressales; Cupressaceae
Product: protein BPS1, chloroplastic
Exons: 1
Coding region: 463-1512 (349 amino acids)
Source: RefSeq, a predicted model, not a curated record
UUGAGCCUUGAGCCUUGCUAAUUUUCAAAAUCAAAUUAUGAAUAUUUUGAUGGAGAAAAGAUCUAGAAAGGGAUGAUGUUCCCUAGCUACUGUUCUAAGUUGAAAACUGUGCAAGGGCAGAUUCAAAGCUCUCAAGGUAGGCUAGAUUUUGGGUAGACUAAAUUAUACAUAAUAAUUUCCUUGUUGCAAUAUAAAAUUUCUCUUUUCAAAUCAUAUAAGGUAGGUGAAUGGUUUGUAGAAGGUACACGGUACAUAACAUGGCGGAAAGGAGAUGAAACUAAGGUGUUUUCUUGUCUUGCCAAUGUGGGUAUGUAAGAAAUCAGCAAAAUGGUGUGUUUCCUCAUGGGGGUACUUGUGGGAUUAGUAUAAUUGAGAGAAUUAAGGGUUUACAACUCCAAACACCCUAGUGGGUGAGCCUAAUAUUAGAGUUUCUGUGUUGUUCUUCAUGGUUAUUGUUGAAGAAUGAUGCAACUGAUGACCUCUUGGCAAGCUAUGGAUUAUUCAUCAGGGAAUUCAAUCUUUAGGGAUGUUAAUGGGUUUUACAGCACCUUGACUCAGGGUCUGGAAAAUCUGGAGCAGGCUAUAUCCUCACAUAGUUUCAUGUCAACAGAUUGGCUUCAACAGAUUGUUCAGUUGUUAAGGUCACUGCACACUGAAAUCAUCCAUCUGGUGCAGAAACUACAGCUUCCUGUUGGGGAUAAGUGGCUUGAUGAUUACAUGGAUGAGAGCUCAAAGCUGUGGGAUGUGUGUCAUGUGGUGAAAGGUGGGAUUACAGGCCUAGAGCAAUACCAAAAUGCAGUGGAGACAGUCACAGUGGCAUUGGUUGACAAUGACAGCCCAACAGUUGCGCAGUGCAGGCAGGCGAUGAGGAACAUCUCAGGGUGUUGGAGGGAGGCUAUCAGCCUAGAAGAAGAAAAUAAGGUAUUGAUUGAGACCAAGAUUGAAGCAGAGGGGGGUAAUAAGCUGUUUUUGCAAUUGGAUGACAAGGUCAUUGAGGCCAAUUUUGCAAAGUGGAAUGGAUUCAGUGGUUUCAGAGGAGUGAUGUAUGCAAUGAAGAACACGAGCUCAUUGCUGCUCAUGUUGCUUCUCUGGGGAUUGGUGUAUUGCUCCAGUGAAAGCUUGAGUGCCGUUGAGAAUUUCUCUUUAAGGUCUUCUUCCUUCUUUGCCGCCUCAUCUCGCCUUCAACAGAGAGUUAAUGCAGAGAUAAACAAGGUGAGAUCCUCAAUCAAGUCUUCCAUGUAUAGCAGGCCUUCAAUGUUCUUACAUGAGUUUGGAAAGGCACAGUCCUUGAUGGGGGAUCUGUGGACCCAAUUAGACCUUAGGUGCAGAAGUUCUUCCCACAGCAAUUCUCAUGAAGACCCUGAUACCCUGAUUGAGAAAGUUCAGCAGUUGAAGCACUAUUUUGGAUUGCUGAAAUCAGGGCUGGAGAAUAUUGAUAGCCAGCUAGAUGACUUCUUUGAUGAGAUUGUUGAUGGCAGGAAGAAGCUGCUGGACAUUUGCAGUAGGAAGUAAUCUAAUUUGCAUUUGUAUAGAAGGGGAGAAGCCCUAGAUACAUCUGUAGGACUGUUUAGGGUCAGCAAUUACUGUAAACAUUUCAAAGUUAAAAGCAUAGUUGUCCUGAUUACUUUAUUAGUGGGAUUCAUUGUGGCAAGUUUUGAGUGAAGACAAUUGUUUUGGGGAAUUGUUCAGUUAUACUGUGGUUGGUUAUUGAUAAGAGACAUAGCCUCGACCAUGUUUCAGAACAAGAUGUUGAAGGAACCUCGUUCGGUGGUUGGGUAUAUUCCUCUAGAAGAUUAGGGUUGCACAAUGACUGUAGGAAUUUAACUAGAAACUUCCAUAUGGCAAAUCAGCCAUGGAACCCACUAGAGAAAGACCACUUCUUUUCUUUCUUUUUUUGUUUCCUCUUCUCCAAGUAGGCAGAUCAUAGGGGUUAUAAUGCAUUAGGCUUCAAAGGAUAUACUGAUUAAUUGAGCAGAAUGAUUUGUGAGUUGUAAACUGUCAAUGAUAUAAUAUAAUGUAGAGAUAUUUUGAUAUCUCUUUAACGAGUCAUAAGAUUGGUACAUAGAGUCAAAAUGGCAGGAUGGUAAUGGAUGAGAUAUUCUUAUAUCUUCUUUACACAAGUCUGAGAUUUCUGUAUUUGGUGGAUGAUAAUGGAGCAAUGUAUAACAUGGAACAAAUACCAUUUAGAUGGCAUCUCUUCUUCCUAGCUUCUUCUUAUCCUGCAAUAUUUAUGUCAGGCGUUGUAAACUGUGUUAUUUUGAGUAAUUGAUGUUAACAAAGGAGCCAUGAACAUUGUGGA